Messenger RNA from Nicotiana attenuata, 471 nucleotides. RefSeq names its product peamaclein. The record is from RefSeq and is a predicted model, not a curated record. The transcript is spliced from 2 exons. NCBI's taxonomy places the organism in Eukaryota, Viridiplantae, Streptophyta, Magnoliopsida, Solanales, Solanaceae. The coding region runs from base 77 to 343 and encodes 88 amino acids.
CUCAAACUUAAAAGUUUAUUCACUUCUUUCACUUUAGAUAUAAUAUAAUCCUUAAUUGUCUGACUCAUUCCGAAAGAUGAAGCUUUGUUUUGCAACUCUGCUUGUGGUGACACUUGUUCUUACUUCUUCCUUCAUUCAAAUAACUGUGGCUGGUUCAGAUUUCUGUGAUUCAAAGUGCAAGAUUAGGUGUUCAAAGGCAGGACGACAGGACAGAUGUUUGAAGUAUUGUGGGAUAUGUUGUGAGGAGUGCCAAUGUGUUCCUUCUGGGACUUAUGGGAACAAAGACGAGUGCCCUUGCUACAGGGACAAGAAGAACUCUAAGGGGAAGCCUAAAUGCCCUUAAAAUAUUGUUAUAUUCCAUACAAGAAAUAGAGGCAUAGAGCCUUUAUUGAAUCCUUCAUAUGGUUUAUCUGAUGUAUGUUAGUCAAGAAAUAAGUAUACAAGUGAACAAAUGAUUUCUUUUAUAUGUUU